Molecule: messenger RNA, 222 nt
Organism: Aphanomyces astaci
Lineage: Eukaryota; Oomycota; Saprolegniomycetes; Saprolegniales; Verrucalvaceae
Exons: 2
Coding region: 1-222 (73 amino acids)
Biological process (GO): protein N-linked glycosylation
Source: RefSeq, a predicted model, not a curated record
AUGCUAGAACUGCCUUACUCGAGCCCUGUGCCUGUGGACUACUACGGGUUGAUGUCGCUCCUCUUGAUUGUCGUCGGUCUCGUAUUCACGGCGGGCUACUUCACCAAGAGUAUCAUCGUGGAAUAUGCAUAUGCCGCGAUGGCGUCGCUGUUUCUAGGCACAUUGCGUUCUUCCUUCUCCUCUUGGGUGGAGUGUAUGUUUGACGAGGAAGGAUCAUACUAA